AAGUCUCGACAGCAGAUCCGGAUCGGCCUGCGAAUCACCCAUUUCCACAAGUUCCCAAAUUCCGUAUGGAUCGUUAACAACGAGGCAGCAAAUAAACCCCCAACUCCAAUCGAUCAUUCCAAGGCUUAAAAUCGCUUCGAUUGCUGGCUUCAGUUUUUAAGAAAAAUUUAUCAAUUCUCAUUUAUCAGCUGGGUUUUGGCUUGCGACCUUGAAUUGUCUAUUUUCUGAAGAACCAAACAAUGGAUUGUGCGCUGAAGAUUUCAUCAAUGGCCUUGCCUGUUCCUUCCUCACUCAGUUCUCACAAUCUUCACAGGUUUUCAUGGUUUGGUCCAAAAGGAAAAGAACCCAUUACGAAAAUCCAUGCCUUCUCCAAUAAUGGCGCUGUUUCUUGCUCCCAAGGGGCUUCAUCUAGUUCAGUUGGGGAUAUUAACAGGCAAAGAAGCAGUCUUGAUAAUUUGUUUUGUUAUGAUAAGGCUAUUCCUGAGGAAAUAAUUGAGGAGCCAAUCGGUUUAUCUUUGGCUGAGAAAGUUAUUGGAGAUAACCCCUGCUGCUCUGGUUGCCAAGCCAAAGGUGCUGUCCUAUGCAGCACAUGCUCUGGUUCUGGCCUGUAUGUUGACUCUAUAUUGGAGAGCCAGGGAAUCAUUGUUAAAGUCAGAUGUCUUGGUUGCGGUGGAACUGGUAACAUUAUGUGUUCAGAAUGUGGAGGCCGAGGUCAUCUUUUCCGCAAGUAAUUAUUAAGAUACAAAUGAUUGAGCACAAGGUCUUGCUGAGCUGAGUUUUGGCAAUUCAAUGAUUAGUGUGUUAAUUGUUACCGUUGAGGUUGUGAGGUGGCCGGUAGCUUAUUUGUUCAGAAUAUGGUGGUCACGGUCAUCCUUGAUGAACAUAUGUUACACUUCUUUUAUUUGUUUUAUGUAUUAUACUUGUAUGGUGUAACACUCAGUAGGGAAAUUAACAUUGAAAACACACCUACUGAAGACAUGCCUUUUUCCUUGGUGAGGAAUUUUGUUUGAUUCAUGUAUGACAAAUAAGCUAUACAGAAUAAAGAUUUUAUUGUAUCCAAACAGGUUAAUUUUUAUUAAGGGUAUCUUUACCUUGUUCUCUAAA
Messenger RNA from Cornus florida, 1104 nucleotides. RefSeq lists its product as uncharacterized. Bases 240 to 731 code for a protein of 163 amino acids. Lineage: Eukaryota; Viridiplantae; Streptophyta; Magnoliopsida; Cornales; Cornaceae. The transcript has 4 exons. The record is from RefSeq and is a predicted model, not a curated record.